Messenger RNA from Trichophyton rubrum CBS 118892, 300 nucleotides. RefSeq lists its product as uncharacterized. The transcript has a single exon. The record is from RefSeq and is a predicted model, not a curated record. Bases 1 to 300 code for a protein of 99 amino acids. Lineage: Eukaryota; Fungi; Ascomycota; Eurotiomycetes; Onygenales; Arthrodermataceae.
AUGCGGCCUACUCUCUCGCUUCUGCAGAAUGCUCGGCUGACCCUUUACUCCCGCCUGAACUGUGGCCUAUGCGAGACCGCCAAACUCACCCUCAACAACCUCCGGCAGCGAAAGACUUUCGAGUACGCAGAGAUAGACGUGAUGGCCCCUGGGAACCAGCAGUGGAAGGACAUGUAUGAAUUCGAUGUUCCCGUUCUACACGUUGAGAAGACACUCCCCAAUGGCCAGCUGAGCGAUCCAAAGAAGCUUUUCCACCGGUUUACCGAAACAGAGGUUCAAAAGGCCAUUGAUGAAUGCUAG